GAGGUGAAGCAGGUCUGGAGAUAUUUAGCUAAACGUUGACUUUCUAACACAGCAGCAGCUCAACAUGGCCAAGCCGCUCACCGACCAGGACCGCAGGAAGCAGAUCUCAGUGCGGGGACUGGCCGGGGUGGAGAACGUCUCGGACCUAAAAACUAAUUUCAACCGGCAUCUUCAUUUCACCCUGGUGAAGGACCGGAAUGUGGCCACCAAACGAGACUACUACUUCGCUCUGGCCAACACAGUGCGGGAUCACUUGGUGGGCCGAUGGAUCCGGACGCAGCAGCAUUACUAUGAGAAAGAUCCGAAACGUGUCUACUACCUCUCCCUGGAGUUCUACAUGGGUCGCACUCUGCAGAACACCAUGGUGAACCUGGCUUUGGAGAACGCCUGCGAUGAAGCUACGUACCAGCUGGGUUUGGACAUGGAGGAUCUGCAGGACAUCGAGGAGGAUGCCGGCCUAGGCAACGGAGGGCUGGGGCGUCUGGCUGCUUGUUUCUUGGACUCCAUGGCCUCUCUGGGUCUGGCUGCUUACGGCUACGGCAUCCGCUAUGAGUUUGGCAUCUUCAAUCAGAAAAUAGUCGACGGCUGGCAGGUGGAAGAGGCUGAUGACUGGCUGCGUUACGGUAACCCCUGGGAGAAGGCUCGCCCAGAGUACAUGCGUCCAGUUCACUUCUACGGACGAGUGGAGCACACGGGUGAAGGAGUGAAAUGGGUCGACACACAGGUGGUUCUGGCUCUUCCCUAUGACACCCCAGUCCCCGGCUACAGAAACAACAUCGUCAACACCAUGAGACUGUGGUCCGCUAAAGCACCCUGUGAAUUUAACCUCAAAGACUUUAAUGUUGGUGGCUACAUCCAAGCUGUGCUGGAUAGAAACCUGGCUGAGAACAUCUCCAGGGUUCUCUACCCUAAUGACAACUUCUUUGAAGGGAAGGAGCUGCGUCUGAAGCAGGAGUACUUCGUUGUCGCAGCCACACUUCAAGACAUCAUCCGUAGAUUCAAGGCCUCCAAGUUUGGCUCCACAGAGUAUGUGCGCUUGGAUCUUUCUACACUGCCAGAUAAGGUGGCCAUCCAGCUGAAUGACACCCACCCUGCUAUGGCCAUCCCUGAACUGAUGAGGAUCCUGGUGGACAUGGAGAAAGUCACUUGGGAGAUGGCCUGGGACAUCGUGGUGCGUACCUGUGCCUACACCAACCACACCGUCCUGCCUGAAGCUCUGGAGCGCUGGCCCGUUGAUCUCUUCCAAAACCUGCUGCCUCGUCACCUGGAGAUCAUCUAUGAGAUCAACAGGAGGCACCUGGAGCGCAUCAGCAAGCUUUACCCAGGGGACAUGGACCGCAUGCGCCGUAUGUCCCUGAUUGAAGAGGGCGACGUCAAGAAAAUCAACAUGGCUCACCUGUGCAUUGUGGGAUCUCAUGCUGUCAACGGAGUGGCCCGCAUCCACUCUGAAAUCAUCAAAGACACAGUGUUCAAGGAUUUCUACGAGAUGGACCCAGACAAGUUCCAGAACAAGACCAACGGCAUCACGCCCAGACGCUGGCUGGUCAUGUGCAACCCAGGCCUGGCUGAGGUCAUCGCAGAGAGGAUUGGUGAGGACUACAUCCGUGACCUGGACCAGCUGAAGAAGCUUCUGGACUUCGUGAACGAUGACUCCUUCAUCAGGGAUGUUGCCAAAAUCAAACAAGAGAACAAGAUGAAGUUUGCCGCCUACCUUGAGGAGCAGUACAAGGUCAAGAUCAACCCCAACUCCAUGUUUGAUGUCCACGUGAAGAGGAUCCACGAGUACAAGAGGCAGCUGCUCAACUGCCUGCACAUCAUCACGCUGUACAACCGUAUUAAGAAGGAGCCCAACAAGGCAUGGACCCCCAGGACAAUCAUGAUUGGAGGAAAGGCGGCUCCAGGUUACCACACCGCCAAGAUGAUCAUCAAGCUGAUCACAUCAAUUGGAGACAUUGUCAAUAAGGACCUUGUGGUGGGAGAUCGCCUCAAAGUCAUCUUCCUCGAGAACUAUCGUGUCACCCUGGCUGAGAAAGUCAUCCCAGCAGCAGACCUUUCGGAGCAGAUCUCCACCGCAGGCACUGAGGCCUCUGGUACCGGAAACAUGAAGUUCAUGCUGAAUGGGGCCCUCACCAUUGGCACCAUGGAUGGAGCCAACGUGGAAAUGGCAGAGGAGGCUGGAGAGGAGAACCUCUUCAUCUUCGGCAUGAGGGUGCCCGAUGUGGAGGCUAUGGACAAGAAGGGCUAUGACGCUGUGCCGUACUACAACCGUAUCCCUGAGCUGAAGCAGGCCAUGGAUCAGAUAUCUGGAGGAUUCUUCAGCCCCGGCCAACCCGACCUCUUCAAAGACCUCGUCAACAUGCUGAUGCACCACGACAGGUUCAAGGUAUUUGCGGACUAUGAAGCGUACAUCAAAUGUCAAGACAAAGUCAGCGCACUCUAUAAGAACCCUAAAGAGUGGACCAAGAUGGUGAUCCAUAACAUCGCCGGCUGUGGCAAAUUCUCCAGUGACCGCACCAUUUCCCAGUAUGCUAGGGAGAUCUGGGGGAUGGAGCCCAGUCUGGAGAAGAUCCCUGCUCCUGAUGAUCCCCGCUAAACCACAUCUGCCUCCUGCACUUUAAUGUAGCUCACCAUGUGGUCCCAACACAAGAGAUAAACCCCUGUAGCACUGUGUACUGUGGCAUUAUUUCAUUAGAUUAUUGAUCCUUAUAAAACCCUUAUUACUUCCAGUUCAUCAUGCAUUAAUAAUUAUUGAAAUGGGCUUGUUCACAAUCUGUAUUUGUUUUCCCUCUGUGCACCAGCAAUGCAUAUCCUAUUCUCACUGUUGGGUGAAAACGUUGUAUCUCUGGGUCAGCCUUACACGAGUUUAGGAACUGCCAAACCUCAACCUCUUUCAGUUGUAGUGAAAACAUUACAUGCAUUUUGUCAUAGUCAGCACAAACCUUUAAUUUGCCUCACUGCUUUACUCUGAACUAUGUUUGGGGUCCAAACAUCAGUCAAAAUUUGGGAUUUUUUUUUGUGCUACAGUUUUCACAUGACAGUGACACAAUUCUACCUACAUUCCCCUUCUCCUUCUGAGCCCUUGUGGCUCUUAAACCCAGCAAAAAUGCCAGAAACCUCAGCACUGUUAUGGUACCAAACCAACCAGGUCUUCCAUAGAAGAAAGAAGGAACAUGUAGCGGUUCAUGUGCACCACAGCCUCAUAUCAGCACUGUGACCCGGAUGGUGUUGGAAGGAAGCCAAGUCUCCAUAAUCACAGCAGAUUACCAUGCACAUUACUAUUUCAGUCUUGACUGCUCUCAGUGUUUUAAUGGUGUUUGCUGAAUGUAUCCGUGUGUGUAUUAUCAUUAAUGGUCCGGGGAGCCCUAAAAAUGCAGCUGUAUUGACCCAUCAGUUUACCUGUGAUCUCCCCAGCAUGUUUGUGUCUGUCUCAUAUUGCUGUUCUGUUCCUCAAAGUGGCCUGUGUUAGACUAUAACAAAGCCUUCUCUGCCUAUAAACCUAAGUGACUAAAGAUGUGUGUAUUCUGUGUUGUAGUUGUGUGUUUAACAUAGAGUCCAUGACACUGUGGCUAUCAGCUCGAUUGAAGUACUGUAACAACACGCUGUCCUGCUUCAGCUACUGCAUAUGACUGUCUGACUGCUGUGGUGCUGCAGAAAGAACUGUACUCAACACUAAAGCUAACAUGUUCACUGUCAGUCAGUGCUUUUCCUUUUUAUUCAAUAAAUGACAAAAAUAC
This is a messenger RNA of Scomber japonicus (chub mackerel), 3734 nucleotides long. It is a transcript of the gene pygmb, whose product is annotated as phosphorylase, glycogen, muscle b. The transcript has 20 exons. Gene Ontology annotation, molecular function: pyridoxal phosphate binding; glycogen phosphorylase activity. Gene Ontology annotation, cellular component: cytoplasm. NCBI's taxonomy places the organism in Eukaryota, Metazoa, Chordata, Actinopteri, Scombriformes, Scombridae. The record is from RefSeq and is a predicted model, not a curated record. The coding region runs from base 65 to 2593 and encodes 842 amino acids. Gene Ontology annotation, biological process: glycogen catabolic process.